Molecule: messenger RNA, 1430 nt
Organism: Medicago truncatula (barrel medic)
Lineage: Eukaryota; Viridiplantae; Streptophyta; Magnoliopsida; Fabales; Fabaceae
Exons: 3
Coding region: 136-1143 (335 amino acids)
Source: RefSeq, a predicted model, not a curated record
AAAAUGAGGUCAUAAAUUUCCAAAGCAUCCUUUAUGGCUGCUUUCAGAUAUGUUGUCCUAUAUCUAUCAUCUAUUUUAACUACUACAUCUUCUAUUUGGAAUUCCUAACCCUUCAACAUAGUUUCAUCAAUUCAAAUGGCUACACACUUAGCCGAACCCCAAAAAAGACUAGGAGAAUUUCUAAAUGAGAAACAAGAACCUUUCAUGCUAGAGCUAUAUCUUCUAGAAAGAGGGUACUCAAAAAGUUUGAGCUUAAACAAAAAGAGAAAGAGAAAGGUUUUAUUACCAUUUUCCAAAGCUCUAAUAUUUAUAAUUAACAAGCUAGCUUUCCAAAGCCAAAGUAAUACUCUACCAACUACUAGGGACUAUGAACAAAGAAAAAAACAUGCAGGUUGCAAUGUUGAGUUUUCAUCAGCUAGUAACUCUACUAUGUCCAAUUCUUGCUCAAAUGUUGAUGAAGAAGGAACUUCCAUAUCAUCACAUAGAGAUCAUCACUUAUUUUCUUCUCAUAUUCACCAAACUUGCAAGGAAUAUACUAUGAGCAAUAGGUGGCAGAGGCAAAGAUGCAUGGAAGGCAGGUCUCAAUCACUUGCAAAGAUACCUCUAAGUAGAGCUCCUAAUGAGAACAAAGAUGUUGAGGGAAUGCAACAGAGAAUAAAGAUGCCUAAGAAAAUCACAAACGACUCGCUAUUAUCAGUAGAUGCCAUAUUAAAUUUACUUGGUGUGUCGAUAAAGAAAGAGAACUGUACUAAUGAGUUGCAUGAGUAUCUUCCCCAGCCUCAUCUUUCCCAAGUAUUAAAAUCCAAAAGGUUAUCACACAAGAUAAAGAAGCUCCUAUUUGAUUGUGUUAGAGAUAUUACCAUAACCCUUCCAACCAAAGAGGACAGAAAGCAAGUUUGCAGACAAUCCAUGGGGCCUAUAGAGCUUGAGAAGCUCACUUGUCAAGGGACAAGAGAAUGGGGACAACAUAGUGAAGAUGGUUUAAUGUCGUUAUUGGCUAUUGAUUACUUGGAUUCAAUUAUGGAAUGGAGCAAGUUUGAAUCACAAGUCAAGGACAUUAGUUUUGAGAUCACCGAUUCAAUUUUGGAUAUUAUCAACAACGAAAUUGUAUCAGAAAUUAUUGGAACUAUGGCACCUCCUUAAUUUCAACAUUAUAUGCUCUUUAGUUUUUUCCUUGCUGGAUUACAUACGUAAAUAUGUAUGCAUCUAAAAGCAGAGUUGACUUUAGCUUUCAGUCAUACAUAUCGAUUAUUUUUUUUUUUCAUGACAACAAUCAUUGUACGAGCCCUCAAAUAACAAAUCUAAUAGUUAAAAUAAAAAUAAAAAUAAGGCAGGUAAGGUAUUAGUGAGUAACAUUUUAAGAGGAUGAUUUGUUGUUAGUCACGAGAUCAAAUUCGAAUCUUAGAAUCUUAAAUAAUACUUUUUCGCUA